AUGUAUGGUGGUAAUCCUCAAAUGAUUCGAGAACUACAAUCUGAUAUGUGGAUUGAACGAAAUAUUCCCGGUGGAUUAAACAGUUAUUGGGGUGAAUAUUAUGAUAAUAUGAUGGGUGGAAAUCCAAAUCCAACAUAUGGUCAAAUAUAUGGAGGUUAUCCUGGAGUUGGAGGCUAUGGAGGUUAUGGAGGUUAUGGAGGUUAUGGAAAUUAUGGUGGUGGAUUUGGUUAUUCAUACGGAAUGCGGUAUUAG
This is a messenger RNA of Rotaria sp. Silwood2, 252 nucleotides long. Lineage: Eukaryota; Metazoa; Rotifera; Eurotatoria; Philodinida; Philodinidae. The record is from the annotation of a GenBank genome assembly.